ACGACAACUUCGAGCAUGAUUUAAAGUUGAUGUUCAUCGAUAUCCUGGGCCGAAUUAAACAGUGGACCGGAAUCGUGCAGAACAAACUCAACAUUUGUAAAAAUGAGAUUGACACUCUUCGCAAGGAAUUAUUAGCUCGUAUAUGCGAAAUGGAUAUUAAAACACGCGAAAUAGAAGAUCUUAAAGCUCAAAUUACACAUUAUCAGAACUCUUCACAAUUGAAUGUCAAAUCAUUAACGAAGAAGAAUAAUCCAUCAGUUAAAUUAGUACAAAACGAAAAAUCCAAUAAAAAGAUCUAUGCAGAAGAAUCUUCGGUAGAAGAUGGAAAUGAAGAGACUUCAAUUAAAAAUCCAACGCAAGCUGUUGAUCAGAUAAAAGAAGAAGACGAAGAGCCUAAUUUAGAAAAUGUGGAAACUACCAAUUAUCAAGAAAAUGAAGAAGAUGAUGAGAAAGAAAUUAACAAAACUAAGAAAACCGGAAUUAAUAAUCCAGGCCACAAUCCUGGUCAUCACUCAGAUGAAGAAGUGAAGCGAGUUAUCGACAUGAAUUCAACUACAAUGCAAGGAAACACAAAUUCAACGCUUGAAUCUGAAAUCACACUUCAACAGAACGAAGAGAAGACGGAACGAGAGUCCGAGCUUGAAUCUGAAAUCACACUUCAAAAGAACGAAGUGAAGACGAAACGAGAGUCCGAGCUUGAAUCUGAAAUCACACUUCAAAAGAACGAAGUGAAGACGAAACGAGAGUCCGAGCUCGAAUCUGAAAUCACACAGCUUCGAAAGGAAUACGAGAGAGUUAUCAAGGAGCGCGCCGAAUACGAGAACGCGAUUCAGCGAGCAUUGUUGCGAGGAGUGUCGUCUUUGAAUGUCGAGGCACUGAGAGUCCUGAGAUGUCCACCGAUACCCUGCUGCACUCCUUGCUCACCGUGUCCGGCAACUGCAGGAAUCAUACCGAGUGAACCCGUCGUGCUGUGUCCCGCUAAGAAGACUAAAAGACGCUCAGGACAAACUACUAUGACUAUGUGCACUGCCAAGGUUUCGCAUGAUAGAAACAGCAAUCAAAUUGAUUGCACAACAAAAUGGCCUUGCGCCACUCCUUGCUGCCGCAGCAACAGGAAUCGGAAGUCUUCAAACGGUAAUAUGAUUUUUGUUCUUCGUCAAGAUAAGAGGGAAGAUAUAUGUGAGGAGGACCCAAUUCCAGUAUGCGGAUCAGCAAUCGUGAAGAAGAUUGAGUUACCAUCAUUGCGCAAUUUCGAAACGUAAUAUUCGACGUUUCUCGCUCGGCGUUUAUCGCUCGCACGUUAAUGUGAACAUGUCAUCGAUGAAAAGUAUAAAAAAACUAUAAAAUAAAGUAUCAA
Messenger RNA from Cataglyphis hispanica, 1357 nucleotides. RefSeq names its product neurofilament medium polypeptide-like. The record is from RefSeq and is a predicted model, not a curated record. The coding region runs from base 30 to 1262 and encodes 410 amino acids. NCBI's taxonomy places the organism in Eukaryota, Metazoa, Arthropoda, Insecta, Hymenoptera, Formicidae. The transcript is spliced from 8 exons.